Rotaria sp. Silwood1 is the source of this 1002-nucleotide messenger RNA. The record is from the annotation of a GenBank genome assembly. NCBI's taxonomy places the organism in Eukaryota, Metazoa, Rotifera, Eurotatoria, Philodinida, Philodinidae.
AUGAACAGAAUCAUUGAAAUUCCCUCGGAUUUAAUAAAAAAUGGUAAAACUUUAACUAUUGAAAAAUAUUCUCAAUUAUUUAUAAAUGGUUAUCAUUUAUCACAACCAUCAAAUUUUGUUCGACAUAAUCAUGGUUUAUGUCUUAUUGAUACUCAACAACAAGAUAUUAAAUCAGGAACAUAUACUCAUCAAUUUGAAUCAAAUAAUGAUGAGUUUUAUCUGGUCCAAUUGAUAAUUGAAUUUCCUGGUGAAAUAUUGAAUACUGGAAAAAGUAUUACAAUUGAAAAGAAUGAUUCAAAUGAAGACGAACUAUCAGGAAAUUUGGAAGAUCUUUACAAUGUUGAAAAUUUAAAAAAAUCUGAAAGAAAAAAAGAUAUUAUUAUAAAAAUUCCAAAAAAAUAUAUUCAAAGAGGAAAAACAAUUAUUAUUCAAAAAGAUAAUAUAUUUGUUACUAACAGUGAUGAAUAUCAUAAAAAAAAAUCACAUCGUUUAACUAAUUAUAAAUUUGCUAAACAAAAUUAUCUUCAAUUAAAAAAUAUGAUGGAAAUGACAAUUGAAGUUUCACCAGAACUUUUUGAUGAUAAUCAAAAAAUAACAUUUCGAAAAGAAAAUUCUGAUGUUAUUUCUGGUAAUUUUCCAUAUCGUCGUCAAUCAAAACAUGAUGUACAAGUCAAUAUAAAAGAUGCUUUAAAAAAUAAAAAUAAAAAUGCAAUAGAAGAAUUUUUAUCAAAUAAAAUAUGGAAUCCUGUUUUAUCUGAUGAUGGAAAUUUUAUUAAAUUAUCUCUUAAUUUUAAUAAUCAACCAAAUAUUAUUAAUCAAGAUCAACUUAAAAUUAUUCUUGAUCAACAAAAUUUACGUGUAGAAACAAAAGAUCAACAAGGUUUUCAUAUUUAUCAACAAAUUAUUUUACCAGAAAAAACAAAAUCAGACCAAACCAAAUAUCAAUUUGAUGAAAAACAUCAUUCUCUUAAUAUAACACUUCCUAUUCAUCAAACAGUUUAA